Anthonomus grandis grandis is the source of this 8539-nucleotide messenger RNA. Its product is annotated as double-stranded RNA-binding protein Staufen homolog 2-like. NCBI's taxonomy places the organism in Eukaryota, Metazoa, Arthropoda, Insecta, Coleoptera, Curculionidae. The record is from RefSeq and is a predicted model, not a curated record. Bases 287 to 2524 code for a protein of 745 amino acids. The transcript has 12 exons.
UUUCUAGUCUUCUUGCUUUUAACAUGGCCGCAUGUUAGUUUAAAAAUUUUCUUUAUUGUUUGCCAACGAAAAUCGAGAAUAGUGGUGGUGUUUUCAAAGAAAAACAUCCAUUUGCCGAAUAGUAAUAUACUUUUGCGUAGUUUUCACGUUUAUUUAUUUAUAUAACGGUUUGUCAAGCGUCAUUAUUAGUAUUUAAAGUUUAAAAGCACCCUCCCAAGUAGUUUCAAAACCUGUAGGAAAUCAGUUUAUAUAUUCCUAUUUACUUUUUAUACUAUUAUUAUUAAUUAUGCUACAAGAACAUCAUAUGAAUCAAAAUGGAAUGCAAAGAAACCCUCGCAUCGGAAUGCAACAAAUGGGCCCUCCUCCUAAUCAGCGACCACCAAUUAUGAUGAGCAUGCCUGCAACAGGUGUUCAAGGUGUCCUAGUUUCAAUGCCGCCUGGUUCUGGACCCACCUUGAUUACCCCCACGUCGAUUCCGCAACAACCACAACCGCAACCUAAGCCUUUGCAACCUCAAGUCUAUCACUAUGAAGCUAUGCCCUCACACCAAACCCAAAACACACAGCAACAGAAUGAGCCAGAUCAUCAACAGCUGUCUUCAAGCAAUCAUAAUCAGGAACAACAAAUGAGUCAGCAGAGUCCAAACUCCAACAGUUCGGGACAAAACCUUCCUUUGGCAAACAUUAAAGAAAAAACUCCAAUGUGCUUGGUUAAUGAAUUAGCAAAAUACAAUAAGAUCCAACACCAGUACCGUUUGACCGGAGAACAAGGACCGGCACAUAAAAAAAUCUUCACAGUAACUUUAAAGCUCGGGAAGGAAGAAUAUGAAGCCGAAGGGCCCAGUAUUAAGAAGGCGCAGCAUUCCGCAGCGGCUAAAGCAUUGACCAAGACAGAAUUUAAGCAUCCACCACCAAAGACCAUCAUUAACAGGCCUGGUAUUCGGCAACAUACAUUAGGGAUGGUGACCCCAACAGUUGAACUAAAUGCACUUGCUAUGAAAAGAGGGGAAAGGGCAAUUUACGUCGUUGAGGGUGGAGCGCCGCCACAUCAGGGUUAUAUUGUGAACCAACCAGCCUUUUUUCCAAGAUACAGUUUCAAUUAUCCGCAGGCACAGCCUAGGUAUGGAUUUGAUUCACGGCGGAAUGUGAGGAGCGGCUAUCCCUACGAUAAUCGAUAUUACGGCCAGUACCGACAAGGUCCGCCUCAUCACAACCAAAGCGAUCCAUACAUCGUACGGCUGCGCGUCGGAGACCGCGAGUACCCAGGUACUACUAAGACUAGUACUAAAUAUGGGCAUGGUGCCACGGUUCAGGCAGCAAGGCACGAUGCGGCUUCUAAAGCCAUCGAUCAUAUUAAGCAGCUGGGAGGUAUCGAUACCACUGAUAAUCCGUGUGAAAACGGUCAUAUCACUGAAUCGCAAUCAAGCCCAAAUGACGUUAACUCGGAACUUAAAUCUCCUAUUUCUUUGGUAUACGAAAUAGCCCUCAAGAGAAAUAUGAAUGUUACUUUUGAAGUCCUUAGUGAAAAGGGUCCUCCACAUAUGAAAGUUUUUGUCACUCAGUGCAGAGUUGGCAAUUUUUUGGCUGAGGGAGAGGGCAAUGGAAAAAAGGUCUCUAAAAAGCGGGCUGCUGAAAAAAUGUUAGAGGAACUAUCAAAAUUGCCACCGAUACCAAAUAUGUGUAACAUAACUCAGUUAAAGAGAAAACGGGUAACCAAUAAGAAGAAAACUAGAAAUCUGAUCAAGGUUAACGUUGAUAAACCAACAGAGGCUACAGAGGAGAUUAACCCGAUAUCCCGUCUUAUUCAAAUUCAACAAGCAAAUAAAGAAAGGGAACCCGUUUAUACAGUGUUGGAAGAACGCGGAGCGCCAAGACGUCGGGAAUUUGUUAUUGAAGCGUCCGUUAAUGGUCACUCUUGUACUGGUGUUGGACCGAACAAAAAAGUAGCCAAGCGUAAUGCUGCAGAAGCCUUACUAACAGAACUGGGUUACAGCUCUACCCCUACUCCUAAAUCCCCUCAACAGAAAAUUGAGAAAGAUAAUCAACAAGAUACACAAAAUGACAAAAGUCGAAAAGUUACUUUUGUAGAGGAGAAACAUGAGACCCAACCAACACAAAAUAUUGGGGGUAGUGGGGGCAGACAGUUGGUACCUGGGGUAUUGUUAGUUAGUGAACAAAAUAGUGGAUUCGCCAAGCCAAAAACGGAUAACAUAGAACCUCUUAAGCAAGUGGUCCAGCCCGCUCCUUUAAAAAAUCCUCCACCGGGAGUCAGGUCCAAGGAUCAACUAAUGUAUUUGGCUCAACUGAUGAACAUUCAGGUUCAUUUUUCGGACUUUCCAAAAGCCAACCAUGAAAUGUAUCUAACAUUGGUAUCACUUGGUACUAAUCCACCCCAGGUAUGCCAUGGAGAAGGUUCAACUACUGAGGCAUCCCACGAGAAAGCAGCCUUAGAAGCACUUAAAGUAUUGUCCGAAUUGGGACUUGAUAUUGCUGCCAGCAAGGAAAAUCAGCAAAACAAAGAGUAAAUGAAGAAAUAUUUGUCGUUUUGAUGAAGCAUUAUAUCAGGUCCUCAAUAUUUUUGUUACAUAUUGUGUACCUGUUAAGUAUUCCAUUUACUUUUGUGGGAGUUUAGAAUGCUUUAUCAAAAUGAUGACCUGGCUGACUUGUUUCACAUAUAUCUAACUUUGAAAAAUUGGACUUAAUCUCAACUUUUUAAAAUUCAAAUUAUUAUUCUUUUAUAUAAAGCAUUUUUAAGUGAAUGUUCUGUGAAAUUUAAAUGUAUUCUUAAGACCAUAAAUGAAGACUCCGCAUUUAAUGCGGACUAAUUAUUAUUUAUAAAAUAGGAUAGUCUCAUUAUUUGAAAACGACGAGAGCUGAUUUGCGUUUUCUGCUCUACGUGUGUCACUCUUAAAUAUUUAUCUAAUCCUACACAUGUGGCAGUUGCCUUACUCCCUUGAUUACUUGCUAACAAAAAAAUAUUUACGUUGAUUAAAAACCAGAUAGAUAGAAUGUUUUACGUAUUAUAAUAUCGGCUAAGUCAAAAAAGGCAGCCCAAAUAAAUACAUUAGUCUGAAUUUGAGGUCAAAAUGUAGACGUCAAUAAUGAUAGCAAUUUUAAUGCUGGGGCUUGCGGACGGUUAUAACUGUUUACAUUAUAAAAAACUUAUUAGAAAAAAAUUGAGGUUAUGUCAGGUUUAUUUUUAACAAGAAAUGGCAAAUGUGAAAUUGGUCUGCACAUUUUUAAUAUUUUUAAUCUAUUUACAAAUUAUGAACUCGAUGUAACCAUACCAAUGAAGUAGAUUAUUUAGAAUAUUAAAGAUUUUUUCUUAGUAUGAACACGAUAAUUUAAUGCACUAAUAAAACAAUUACACGUGUCAACUUUUUGAUUUAGUGAUUUUUCGAUGUAAAAAGUCCUGUGUAAUGGCUUAAAUUAUAAUAUUUACAAUAUUAUUACUAUAGUAAAACAUAAUGUGAAUAUCCCUUUUUUCGAACGAUUGGUCAGGCACAUAUUUUACUUAUAGACUUUUAGUCCCUUGGACGUCAUACAGUCAUAAUGCAAAUUAAAUAUUCUAAAUACAUGCAUUAUCAAAAGUUACCUGUACAAAACAAUAAAUUCUUAACGUGUCACAAGUUAAUUUAAUCAUUCAUAAAAUGUUUAUCAUAAUAAACGUAUAUAUAUUUUAAAUUACCAGGCAUAAAUCACUUUUAGUAUGUUUCUUUUUCACUUCAUUUACAGAAGUAUUGAUUAUUUUAUUUACAUCAAACCAUGUAUGAAACUAUAUAAAAUAAAAAGAAAUGCACGUCACGAGCCACAUACUCGAUUGUGAGAAUGCGCCGUUAACAAAAUUGUUAUGUUAAAGUGGUUAAAUGUUAUUAAAACAUAUUAAAGAUAUUUUUAGUAAGGUAUGUUUUUAAUAAUAUAUAUUACAAAAUAGAAAAUAUUAAUUCUGACUAAAAGUCAUGCUACUAACAAAUUUAAAAGUUCCUAGUUUCAAAGAAAACCAAAGAUUCACAAGACAUGAAUAGCUAAAUGAACAUACGAAACUAAAAAAUCUUAAGGAAUUGUCUAAAUUAACAUUCCAUUGUUGCCAAUAAGGGCUGGAAAUUUCUGAUCCAAACAUAACAAUUUUCGUGUUGCCUCUUACCGUGUCUAAAAGUAGUUGUCAGCUAAAUGUUUUUCUUAACAAAUGAAGUGCAACACAAUUAGGCUGUGGUAAAUCUGCAUUUAACAAGUUAAUUCCUCUUUACCUUCAGUAUGCACAUUUUGGAGAUGGUAAUAUAAAAAUUGCUUUAGAUAGCUAGAGUAACUUAAGCAUAACCGCCUCUCUGUGACGAAUUCAGGAAACGCGGAAAGGAAUGAAAUAAAUACAACAAAUAUUAAUUUAAUUUAACUACAAUAAAUCAUUGUAGAAUCUUCGCAAUUUUGAUUUUCCGCUCUGUGACGUAAAUUGAUUUUUAUUUUAUGUAUUUACAGGGUGUUUCAUAUCAAUUCGGCACUAUUGUUAACUUCUUUCUUCUGACUUACAAGCAGUAUUGAAAUCAGGUCCUCAUAAUUAACAUAUUGAAAACAUAAACAUUGUCGUUAUCUGACACAAAAAGUCGAAUUUUUGAUUCUAUACAAUACAAUCAUUUUUAAUUGCCUUUUAUACUUUAGCACAUAUCGGAACAAUUGUUUUUUCUUAUGUUGAAAUAUUUUGUAAUUUCGGUUAAAUACCAAAAUCAAACAAACUGUUUAAGUUAGUGCCCCAAUAUUUGUUAUUUUCAGAAAUGUAUAAACUGCAUUUAUAAAAAAUUAUGCAACUUUGCAUAUCUUUUUUUUAAUUAUGUAUAAAUUGCGUUAUUCUGGUAUAGCAUUUUAUAGGGCAUUUUUUCUGUCUCGUUUUAUACAUGUUUUGUAUAGAAAGUUGUAAAUAGUAAAUUCUUGUUCAGCUUUCAAAAUGUUAAUCAGGGGAAAAAUUGUACCACUUUCUGAACUUAAUGUAAGUCCUAUCUUUGCUAAUAACCACGUUAGCAAUAAUGUCGCCUAAGCUAUAAUGAAUGAUUGCUUAUUAUAUAACUUACGAACGAGUCUCGAAAGGCACCAAAAAAUACACCAUAAUUAAUAAUAUUCCCACUAUUUAUGUUUUUUUUUUUUUGGGAAAAUAUAUGGUUCUAUGGUUUCAUUAUUCAUUUUCUUUUCAUUGGUAUAUAUGUUACACCACUCAGAGUUCCAUGUGGCCAUUUCAAAAUUUAAAAAUGUUAAAACCGUGUUAAUGAUAAUUACUAAAAUCUCGAGAGUUGCGGUUUAAUUUUUCUCGACCUGCUCUUGUAUUUUUGUAUGACGAACCGUAUGCUUAUACGGUCCAUACAUUCGUACCAGUUGCCCCAUUUUUGCUAUGCACAGUUAACUCUCGUUCUUUAAUAUUAAUGUGCUGCUAUUCUUAAAAUACAUUUACUAAAUGGUGGUUCAAAACCGUCCUUAAAACUCAGUUGAAGAUUCAACACAUACAUUGUUUAAUAAGAAAUUGCACUCAAAUGCUUUCGGGCGCAUAAACUGAUAUUCACGUACACUACCAAAAGCAGACAGAUAGUUAUGGAACAUUUAAAAGUGCCAAAAAAAAAACCUAUUCAAAAUGGCGUAAACUAAAGCUUGUUAAUUCCAUAUAUAUAUUCUGUAUGUCACAAAAAAAAAGACGCUAGAGGGCUGUAUUACUUACCAUCAAAAAAUUUCGAAAUAUUAAUUGCAGAUAAUAAGUAAAACGUUGACACAAUAAAGAAUUCUCGCAUGUAGUGAAUAUAUUGAAUUACUGUUUAUAUAUCUAUUUUGAUAAGAAUUGAAGUAAUUUCAUGCUUCUUCAUUUCAAUCAUUUGUUUGUAAUUUAUUUUGAUGCAAGAAGUAUUUAUUAUAGAAUGUUUUACUCAUUGGGCUUUCAUCUAUAUAUAUCUAGGGGAAUGAAACAAAAUAUCUAUAUUUUGACGGUUUGUACAAUGAGUUUAAUUUGCGUGGUUUAUAAUAUGAGCAUGGAACAUGCGCAGCGAAAGCAUUAAAAUCUAUCUUAGUUUCUAAAUAUAACAUUUUUAUUAUGAUAAAUUGUAAACAAUUAUAUAGGAAGGGGAACACCUGAAAAACACUUGGUAUAUUAAUAAAAGCACAAUUGGGUAUUCAAGUUAUAGAUGCACUGAAAUUUAAAGGUACAAGAGUAGAAUGCGGCUCUCGAGAUUUUGGUUUAUUAAUUACUUGAAUAGCUUAGAAUUAUUCCUUAUCCUGUUAUUUAUGUGAUGUCAUUUAGCAUUUUCCGACAUACAUAUUAAAUGAUUUCAUAUACAAUUGCAUAAUUCUAGUUAUUAAAAAUGCUUCGGCACACGAACAGUGUUACAAAAAAAUAUUAUAAAGCUACCAUGUAAUUUUUGUAACAUUCUUUAGUAACUUCCUGUAUAAUGGGGGUGUAAUAGUAUAGGAGGGAAGGACCUGAAAUCUUGUAAAUUUUUGAAAUAUUACACUGAUUUUAAAAAUAAAUAGAAAUUAAUAAUUUUUUUAUUGAUCAUUUCUUAUUUAAUGUACAGCUAUUAAGAUAAAAAGGAUAAGUUUAUCACAGAGAAUUUGUCAUAGUUAAAACGCAGAAAAAAACACACAGUAAUUUUUAUCUAUACGUUAUUAAUGUUACGAGAAAAAGCACACGUUUUCGUUCUUAUUUCCUUCCCUCUAUUCUAUCAUGCAUAUAAGUAGUAUUGCCUUUCCGAAUUUCGUUUUAGUUAUGGGGCAACCGAAAACGAAAUCGAGAAGUAGCUCACAAUUUAAUAGUCUUAUACUUCGUCUUAAACUGAUCGGCAAGUUUGAAAUGUAGAAAGCUACGUUAUAUUAAUUGUUCCAACCAGCGAUUUUGUCUUUAUUAAUUUGUAAUGAAUUCAAGAAAUUUACAGUUUUAUGAUCCACUUAUUGUAAAUUUUCGAUUGAUUUUUACAUAAUACGUAAACAUCUUGGAUAACAUGGAUUGUUUUCGAGCAGGUUAGAACAAGAUAUGUUGGGCGCAGGUUAACAACUGUUUUAUUUUAUCAAAUUUUCGAUCAGUUAAGAGUAUUCAAAUUUUUAUACAGCUAGUCACUUAAUUUUUUGACUACCUGCUUUAAAUCUAAAAGACCGUUGAAAUUAGAAUUAGGUUUCAGAAUUGUAUAUUUAUUUUCGUAGGAUUGAAACGCCAAUAUCAGUGUUUUAUUAAUUAUUGUUUAAGUUUAGUGUUUACAUAUUUCAUUUAAGAAUAAAAUUUGUUAAUAAUCGUAGAGCAAAAAGUUGGUAAUUAUUUUAUUAUUAUUGCAAGGCCAUUUCCUUUUAGAUUAGAUGCCUGUAAUUUCUGUCAUUAGAAUUCUAUUAGGUUAAAUUCUAAAAAACUAUAUUAAGUGUAAUAAAAUAAUACUUUAUCAUUCAUAGCAGAAUAACAGUUUUGGUUAAUAUUUUUAUUGUAAUAUUAAUCAUUUCUUUGAGUUUUUUUCACUCAAUUUCUAACGUACAGAUUUUGCAAGGCUUAUUGUGAUUUAUUUAUUGUUGUUUCCAUUUAUCGUCAUGCGUUUCUCUUAAAGAGUUAGAGUAGUCUUAUAACUAGGACAAAAGUGUUUGAUAUUGUUUUGUAUUUUGUAACAUGAUAUGAAGAACACCUCCUUAUUGAUUUCCAAAAAAAAAAUUUAUACAGAAUAAUUUAAAUACGGGAUUUUGCAACAGUAUGUAAUCCUUCUGUAGGGCUGAAAGAAUUAAAAGAUUUUAGGGCAGUAUUAUUUGUUUUAAUGAUAAUAUAAAUAAUACGAAUGUCUCGUUCUAAAACAAAAAUACUACACUCUAGUUAAUAAUUGCACUUAAACGUCUAACCUCCGCUUCCUAGUCCAUUAUGCUGCAGCAGGAUCCUGUAAACUUUUCUAUGUUAAGUGCAUAUGAUUUAAAAAAAAACUGAAAUAUAUAUUUUGUCAUUGACCUGACCUUAAUCAAUUAAGUAAUGUAAGGCAUUUGUAGGAUUAAACUCAUUUUCCGGUCAAAAUACUCGUAGAGAUGUUUUUCUAUUUUAGUUCAGUAUCUGCUUCCUUAGGUGGAGGAGGAAAAUGAAUAAUUGCAUUGUCCAGUCUAUUUGUUAAUUGAUUUAAGAUUGGAGCUUUUACUAACUCUCCUCCAUUAUAUAGUUGCUUUGUUAUCAUUAUAGACCGGCUCCUAAUGCCUAUUAUUGCUUUUGAUAAUGAUAUUGAAUCGAGGUUAGUUAUUUUGCCAAAAUAUAUUCAUAUGUACACUAUCAUAUGAUUGGCAAGUAAAUAACUUUUUGUGAACUGUAGAAUAUUAGCGUGCUUUUUUUAUUUGUAAAUUUAUAUCAUAUUGGGCCGAUUUUUAAUUCCUUUCUAUUGUAAGUAGUAUUAAGAAAUUGUGUUUAUAUUAUAAAGGUCUAUAAUAUGCAUUUUAAACAUAUAUUCGUUUCAGAUUAUGGAUAAUUUUUAUCAUUAUUCAAGUAUUUGCAAGUAUUCUAUACGUGUAUUAUUGAGCUACUUGCCCUCAUUUAAAUUUGAAAUCAAUAAACAUUGUUUGACUCA